AUGAUUGCUUUCGCGAGGUUUUGGGUCGCUGCGACGUUGUUGGCGCAGCAUGUGUGCACGGGCCGGACUGUGUUUGGACGUAAUGCGACCGAAACAUUCGCAGAUGGGUUGCUGCGCGAGUCAAUGGAUUGGAUGGAUAUGUACUAUGACAGCGAAAGAGGAUAUCUAUACAGUCUGGAGGCCAAGGCACUGACGCAUGAGACGAGGGCCAGUGUGUGGUAUGCAGCGGGUUUACUGGCCAGAAACGAAAACGACGAUGUUGAGCAAGCGGUCAAGAUUGUGAAGAAUGUUAUCGGAGGCCAGUUCAAAAAUGAGAGCCAGCAGUGGUUUGGCAACUACCAAAUUUAUCCCGAGGAGCCUACGGUCGGCAGCGAAGCCUACCCUGCCAAGAUGUACAACUCUUGGGAUCCCAAUUGGCGCGGCUUCGUGGGCACGACUUUUGUCUUGAUGUUAGAAGAGUUUCCGCAUCUUCUUCCCAAGGAUGUGCAAGAUUACAUGGUGGAAAGUCUGUUCAACACCACCAUUGGCGAUAGCUACCGCGUUGGCGGCGUAGAUGGCGAUAACUUGUAUCCCGCAUACAGCAACCCAUCCAUUAUGCGCGCCUUUGUCUCUGGCUACGUAGGCCGCCGCGUAAACGACUCAAACAUGACUACGGCCGGUGAAGCCUACGCCAAACAAGUCAUUGAUCUGUUUACCCGCGACGACACAUUGUCUGAAUUCAAUUCUGGCACCUACGCAGGAGUGUCUCUUUGGGCACUUACGCUCUGGGCGAAAUACAUGCCACGGGAUAGUCUAAUGGGCGAAUACGGACCACAAAUGAUACGCUCCACAUGGACAAGUCUAGGCCAGCUAUACAACGCCAACCUGAAAAACGUAGCCGGGCCCUGGGACCGCGCCUACGGCUUCGACAUGAACCGUUAUCUCAGCAUCCUCGCACUACAAAUGUGGACAAUUGUCGGCAAGGAAGCGUCGCCCAUGCAUCCCAAACCUUACGCAAUGGGCCACAAAGAUGACUUCGCAAUCGGCCCCCUCAUCGCUAUCUUAGCACCAUACCACAAUACCCUCGUCCCCGACGAAACACUCUCCGCUCUCACAACCUUCCCCGGCACCCACACCGUCCACACAACCGCCUUCUCACCCCCCUUCGACACCUAUCCCCGCAACAUAACCGCCUACCUCUCCCCCAGCCUCACAAUCGGCGCAGAAUCCUUCUCCGAAAACGUCAUUGGCGGACCCGCCAAGAACCCCAAUUCCUUCAACCCGGCCGUUGUGCAGUGGAGUCGUAAAGAUGGAACUGUCGGCUGGAUGAGCUUGUACGCGCAGGUUUACGCACUGGAUGUGGUUGUUGGGGAGGGCAGUUUGGAGUUGAGUUAUCCGCAGGGGAAUGAGACGAGUGCGUUUUCCUUCCUCGUGGGGACGAAUGGGUGGGGUGGGAAGAGGGAUGUUGGUGGUUGGGCGGAUGUCGAGGGUGUGAGGGUUAAUGUUAGUGGGUCGGUGGAUUUGGAGUAUGGGGUUGGGUUUAAUGGCAUGUUUGGGGGGGAGGGAGAGGUGAUUAAUGACUUCGAGUUUUGGAACUUCACAUAUAAGAUGCUGGCAGGGAGUAAGGAGGUGCCGAGGGUGAGGUUGGAAUUUGAGGUUGUGUAA
Messenger RNA from Pyrenophora tritici-repentis Pt-1C-BFP, 1644 nucleotides. Its product is annotated as FAP multi-domain protein. The record is from RefSeq and is a predicted model, not a curated record. NCBI's taxonomy places the organism in Eukaryota, Fungi, Ascomycota, Dothideomycetes, Pleosporales, Pleosporaceae.